Molecule: messenger RNA, 453 nt
Organism: Durusdinium trenchii
Lineage: Eukaryota; Dinophyceae; Suessiales; Symbiodiniaceae
Source: the annotation of a GenBank genome assembly
GUUUCGUUACCAAGUCUUCUGGGCCGACGACUGCGGCGUGGCCUUGCAGCCGGAACCCAUCCUGUCCUUGCCGCCCCGUACCUCGGGGGGGGCUUCAAAUCUCUGGCCCAGCGGCUGCUGCAAGACGGACGUGUACAUGGCGAGACUGGCGCCCAUGGCAGUGCCGCCGGAUGCUCGAAAUCUGGUGAUUCAAGUGCUGACAACAUCUGGACCUGCGCCAGAUGCGUUGGUUGUACCACUGGUGGAUGAGAACUAUGAAGACACCGUGACCGAUCCUCCCAAAGGGACGGUCGGUGGCGCCGGUCCUACGACGAUCCCGCUCUGGUGGCUCCUGGGGGCGCUGGCAGUAAGACAAAGUUCUCACUGCGGAUGGGUGUAGCCUCUGAAGCCGAAUUCAGACGUAUCACGGAUCAUUUCGUGGAGCAGGAUUAGUCACUUGUUGCAGAGUUUGAU